Clonostachys rhizophaga is the source of this 1008-nucleotide messenger RNA. The record is from the annotation of a GenBank genome assembly. Lineage: Eukaryota; Fungi; Ascomycota; Sordariomycetes; Hypocreales; Bionectriaceae.
AUGUCGACUCUGCAAGCCAGCUUAGAGCUCUAUCAGAAGCUCCCCGUUCCUGUGAACGAGAAGACAUGUUCUGGAAAAGUCUACAUUGUGACCGGCUCGAACACUGGUCUGGGCCUAGAAACGGCUCGGCAUUUGGUUCUUGCCUCGGCCGCGCGGGUCAUUCUGGCUGUAAGGAAUGUGGCCGCAGGCGAGAAGGCCAAGGUAGAUAUUGAGAAGUCAUCACCAGCUAAGGGAGUUAUCGAUGUGUGGCCUCUAGACCUUGCUUCAUUCUCUUCAAUCCAUACCUUCGCCAAAAAGGUCGCUGAACUUGAUAGGCUCGACUGCCUCAUUUCAAACGCUGGCCUCAUGGUGGAUAAGUGGACCACCGCAGAGGGGCUGGAGACUACCGUCACCGUAAAUGUCGUCAGUACUAUGUUGCUCGGGGCCUUGGUGAUGCCAGUUCUCGCGCGAAGCGGUAGUAUGUAUUCCGACAAGGAUGACAAACCUCGACUCGUCUUCGUUGUCAGUACGUUGGGGUUCCAGAGCAAGAAAGAACUGGAUAAAAGCGUCAAUGGUGUAGUCUUCGAAGGGCUUAACGACCCUAAACGAGCAGACAUGGACAAACGUUAUGCUGUCACAAAGCUUGUUGAGAUGUUCGCAGUUCGACAGUUCGCCAGCCUCUACCCAGUAACACAGACCGGUGUCAUUAUAAACAUGACUGCUCCCGGUCUCUGCUCGACGGGGCUAGGCCACGACGCACGUACAUUUACUCGGAUCUGGGUCAAUUCUGCACGGGCUAUGAUGGCUAGAACGGCAGAAGAAGGAAGCCGCGCUAUUCUUUUUGGCGCAGUGGCGAACGAAGAAAGCCACGGAAAGCUUCUGGCUGGCUGUAAGAUCAAGGACUAUUGGGUGCCUGAUUGGGUUACCAACAAGGACGGACAGCAACUCCAAGAGAAGAUAUGGGCCGAGCUUGCUGGCCGGCUUGAAGAGACCAGUCCGGGUUGUUUAUCCCAACUUGGACAGAAGUGA